AUGUCAGCUUCAACCCGCAUGGCACAACCUGCCUGCAAUCCUUCCAAUGAGCUUCAUCUAAAGUCUCGCUCUGAUUUAACGGCUACUCAAGCCGAAGAGCUGGCUGCUCAGUUCCGCAUCAGCGACACUGAUGAAAGCGGAACUAUUGACGAGCGAGAAUUUCGUGCAUUGCUGACCCGCAUGGGGCUCCAGAUUAGCGCUGCGGAGAUUGACGCUCUUGUGGCUAACAUUGAUGCCAAUGGUGAUGGCCUCUUAGACUAUGCCGAGGUUGUGCAGAUGAUCAUCCAGCUUCAGUCCGGCAACGUAAAGUUUAAGGCGCUGGAAAAGCUUCUGGAUGCAUUAAACACAACGCCAUUAGCGCUACUGGAACGGGAAGCAGCCAGAUACAAUUUACAGAUGCAGCUGGAGCUUGUGGGCAAAGUAUGCGGUCCGGCGGGCAGAGAUUCUAUCAAAGCUACAGGUGCAACAAUACGAGAAGCCAAGUUUAAUGCUGCAAAAAUUGCACUGAAGAAGAUUCAAAAUUUGCCACCUGGGCUGGUCGGUCCACCAGGAGAACUUCCCGAGCAGUGGGAAAAAUGGUUGUUUGAUAACAUAGAGAGAGGAGCUAGUCUCAAGAAAUUAAUGCAAACAUUGGUUAAGAAAGGAUUCAGGUUGACAACAAACCUGGCUAUAAUGCAAAAGAUCUCGACUAGGGCAUCAUCAUAUCGACUACGGACUAAGCGAAACGCACCAAGUAGUAUUUACGGAACUGAAUCCACCAAAUCUUAUGUACUAAACAGUUCUGACACUCCGAAUCUGGAAUCCCCUGGCACGUCACCGCGCACAAAGCGUAAUAUCUCUAAAGUGGAGAAACUACCGUCAUCUACAGUGCAAGUGCUGCACCCUCAGUGGGCUUUCUGGUGCCAACAGGAGCUUGAUCGAGGAAUUGAUGGUACUUUUGUUUUAAACGAGCUGGUGGCGCAAGGUUUUAACUCGAAAAAAAAUCCUCUGUUCACUCAGCGGCUUCUUCGCACUUUUAAAAGCCGCGACGACUGUUGCAGCAACGGUGCUACAUCUCUUUGUACUACAGUGUCAAAACCAUUCUCUUUUUUGCACGUUCUGGAACAAGGUAUCUUGCACGAAAUUGAGCUAUUUGUUUUUGGUGGGCAAGACGUGAAUGCUUCUCUGCUUGAUGUCGCUACUAACUUGAAGCAAUCGCCGCUGCAUAUCGCUUGCAAAAACGGUUUCGGCUCAAUUGCAAAGCUGCUGCUUAAGCAUGGCGCUCAUGUCGAUCAGCUUGAUUCGUUUCAUCGCACUCCAUUGAUGGUUGCUGCACGAUCUGGUCACAGCGAAACAGCGGCUCUACUGCUGGAGAAUAAUGCUGACAUAUAUCAGCUAGAUAACUUAAAGAACUCAGGUCUGCAUUGGGCUGCGUUCAGUGGAAGCUCGACAAUCACCUCACAACUGCUACGCGCACACGAUGACGCUUUCCGAUUAUUCAUUACGAAUCUACCGCAACGACGUGGCGUUUGCUACAAGCAACUGCUGCAAAAUGCGUACGAAAUCACUAUGGACAACAAAUUGCAGGAAAAUGAAACUCGUCGAUAUCACUAUACGUGGUUGUUUGAAUCCGUACAAUGGCUACACAAGGAGAUUUUGAAUGAAAAAUCGGACGAUUCUCGAUUUUGCAAGAUGCCAGCUCCACAAAAACCAUUCAUGGACUACCUUAUUUUGCAAUAUCAUUCAAAGCUUUUAAAUAGUGGCAUUCGUGAAGCCGACGGAAAUGAGAACAAGAGAGACUCAAACAGAAAACAAGCAAGACACUGCAAGGAAGGCAAUUUGGCAGACUGGCUGUCGUUAUCUGAGAUGGGUUUCUUUUUAGAUACGUAUCUGCGAGAUGUGUACAAGCACCAAGCGAAUCUCCAGGGUCGCACGGCAUUGCACUUAGCAUGUGAUGAAAAUUUGGUGUGUACUCAUGAAAGGGUGAUUCAGUGUCUUGCAGAAAGACAUGGAAGUAGUCCGUUCUCACUAGAUCACAGUAGUCAGACUCCCAUUCAGCUUUUGUUAGCUUGUCGAGGUCGACCGGGUAGUCCGAAAGGAGAUGCGAAAAUGGAGUGUAGCAUACUACAGCAGCGAAUAAAGCGUGGUCAUACGAACAAAGAAAAUCGUGACAAGAAACGUCUUACUCUUCGCCGAAAAGCUUGGCUUGAGGAAAUAAAUCGAGUGGCUAAAGAAUUUAACAAACCGGAGACCUUAAAUCGUAUGCACAAGCAUGUUCAGGAGAAGAAUAGUAUGGCCGUGGCUCAUGGCGCUGUCUGGAUUGUCCACAAAGAGCCACAAAGCCAAAAUACUGUCUUUGAGCAUAUUCAAAGUGGAUUUGUUCAGCGUCAGGUGCCAGCUCAGCUCGUAGAAGAAGGUCGCACUCAGCUUGGCUGGAAAGAAAAGAUGGGGAUGAAUGCUCGCUUCACUGAACGCAAUCAGCUGCAUCCAGAGUGGGAACUCUAUUGCAUUAACGGCACUGACAUUAACUUCUUUUUUAAUCGCGAUACAAAGAUUUGUCAGUGGGUGUUACCCGAGGGGUUAUCAGUUCAGGAUUGGCGGACAAAACGAAUUUUUGAGAGUGCAGAACAGCUCAAAGAUGAGUCAGACCAAGCUAGCCUUACUAUUCAGUUUUCUGGGUUCGCAUCUGCAGCAAUUGUUGAAGAUGCUGUGAAAGGCCGAAUGCUUGGGAGCUGGCGUGAAUGUGUGGGAUUCGGUGGUAUCACAUUUUACCUCAACACUCUUGACAACCGAAUUUUUGUUGAAAAACCCGAGGAAGUGCUUUUGCAUGAAAGUUACCGAUAUGCUCAUGUCUUGAUUUCAGAUCGUAGCGAAGUGAUUGAAGUUCAUGAUCGAGGCUGGCAUCACUAUCAUGAUCCACAGACAUCAUAUACUUAUUACUAUAAUGAACUAUCUGGAGACUGGGUAGAUGACACAACUGUAACAAAGGCGUUUCUGGAUCAAAUUCGACUUCCAAAGCUUCAAGAAAAGGCUGUUACCUCGAUUGAAGAAUUACGUCGCCAUCAAGAGGAAGAAGAAUGGAAACUAGCGCUGCAACGAGCCCGUAAACACGACAGAGAUUCUCAAAUUGCAAGCGAAGUCAAUCUCAAGGCAUCAGCGCAGCAACACCAAGAGGAUGAAGAGCUCGAAUCUACUUUGCGUCAUUUGAAAGCCAGUGUCACUAUGGAGCAUCUAUCAACUCAGUAUGACGAUUUUCAUGCGGAAGCCAAAAGUUAUCAAAAUUUAUACGAGAAGCACACGAUCGAAGACGGUAAAAAUACAAGGUGUAGAAGCCCGACGUAUGUCGACACGCGAUUCCGUCAAGAGCGCAAAGUCUACAUCUGGGCUAGAAAAAAUAAUUUACUGACCUCAAUUGAUCCAGCACGCAAGGAUACCUGGCUUGUAAGUAAACGAAGCGAGGAGAUAGAGGAUGACCUGAAUGUGGCUGAGCUUGAGAACGCUAGGCUUGAGGACACUGACGACAAGCCUGCGAUACGAGAGCGGCGUCGUGUCAGUCGAAUAUUGACGCGUACUGAAGAGCGUUUUCGUUUGGGACUAGCACUGUGUCGCUGGGGUUGCGAAGUAUGGCUUCCACGUGGGCUUACUCUCGAACGACACGAGUGUGCGGAAUGUCCACGAAGGCUUAUGAUUUGCCGCUUAGGUUGCUCACAAAUUAUGGAGCACCAGCAGUGGCGCGAGGUUAUAUAUGAUCACGAGUCUGAGAACAAUGAGCAAUGCUCACAUCGUAUCGUGUUUUGCCCGCGAGAAUGUGGGGUGUGGUUACCACACUUUGAAUUGGAGGAGUCGCAUUUCAAAAAUCUGUGUGUCAAAAGGCCCGCUGGAAAUUUACAUUGUCGACUGGGAUGCGGCCAAGUGUAUCGAGGAGGAUCAAAUGAGCUGCUAACUCUGGAACAGAUACGUAUCGCUCAUGAAGAAGAUGAUUGUGAAUUACGUAAGGUUAAGUGUACGUGGCCCAAAUGUGACGCGAUGAUUUUGGCAAACGAACGUAAAAAUCACCGUCGUGCCCACUUGCUAUCGUCUGGAAUAUCUAACUUUGUGACUGCUGCAGUGCACGAAUACAAGGUCCCUCGUGACGUAAAGCAGCUAAAGCUUCAAGCUUGGGGUGCAGGAGGUGGUAGUGGACUCUUGCGCAAUCAUUUUGUAGGCCACGGUGGUGGCGGCGCGUUUGUUGAAGGAAUCUGCCCGGUCUAUUCCGGAGAAAUACUUUACUUUUCAAUUGGGUCAGGAGGCGCUGGGGGCAAAUUUGCUCGUAUGGUUGAGCAACCAGAUGAUGAGAGAUAUGAUUUUCAGAUUGGCGAGAAGAGCAAAAAAGUACCUGGUGGCGUUCUUGUCUCCGCUCAAGUGUCUACAGCAAUGGGGGGACAUCCUGGUGGCGGUUGUGGACAUAGUGGCAAUAAGGAAUCGGCCUGUGGUGGUGGAGGAGGCUUUACGAGUGAUGACAUUCGUUGUGGUCGUCCGGGUGAAAAUGCUGCUGGUGGAGCUGCUGGAAUGUGCGAUGAGUACAAUCCUAUCUGCAAAUUUGUUGGUAAAAAUGGAUCAUCGAUGCUUGGUGGUGAUGGUGCUGAAUUUGGAGGAGGUGGAGGUGGAGGGCUUUUUGGUGGGGGCGGCGGGGGAUUUUCGCCGGGAAUUGCCGGAGGAGGUGGCGGAGGAUCUAGCUAUGUAAAUACUGAUCUCUUGGUCGCGAAAAGUAUUCGUGUUGAAUCGGGUAAAGUCAUUUCGCCUGGUGGGAUGAAUGAAAAUCCACCACAAAGUGUACGAGAUGCUUAUUGGGAUGUAGUCGAUGGGAGUGUAGGCCAGGGUGGGACCGGAUCAACGCGAGAAACUGCGUGUGGCAAUCAUGGUGGAGUACGGAUCGCAAGACCUGGGUUUUUUGACGACAUGAAACGCCAUCGUUAA
Messenger RNA from Plasmopara halstedii, 4935 nucleotides. RefSeq names its product tnf receptor associated factor 4. The record is from RefSeq and is a predicted model, not a curated record. Gene Ontology annotation, molecular function: protein binding; calcium ion binding. The transcript has 4 exons. The coding region runs from base 1 to 4935 and encodes 1644 amino acids. NCBI's taxonomy places the organism in Eukaryota, Oomycota, Peronosporomycetes, Peronosporales, Peronosporaceae.